Molecule: messenger RNA, 1540 nt
Organism: Neohortaea acidophila
Lineage: Eukaryota; Fungi; Ascomycota; Dothideomycetes; Mycosphaerellales; Teratosphaeriaceae
Product: kinase-like domain-containing protein
Exons: 1
Coding region: 166-1473 (435 amino acids)
Biological process (GO): vacuolar protein processing; regulation of vacuole fusion, non-autophagic; protein phosphorylation
Cellular component (GO): Golgi apparatus; cytoplasm
Molecular function (GO): ATP binding; protein serine/threonine kinase activity
Source: RefSeq, a predicted model, not a curated record
CCAAAGCCAGCUGGCAAACGAAUCAUUUGCCAGGUCAGGAGCAGCAACAGCAGAGGUGCUCACGCCAUGGCACAGGACUCCCACCUUCGUCAAAUCUGACCCACCACCUGCCGUGUCGCGCCUCUAUACUUCCCAUCCCACACUCCACGCCGCGCACCCCUCAGCAUGUCUUCCCCUAGCCUCAUCACGCAGCUCUCGCACUACGUCCUCGACGGCAUCUGGCAACUGCAGUCCUGCUUCAACUGCUUCCCCUCCAACCCCUCACUGAAAAUCAACGGCCGCUCCUUCAAGAUCCUGCGCCUGCUGGGCGAAGGCGGCUUCAGCUACGUCUACCUCGUGCAAUCCCCUGGCGACCCGACCUACUACGCCUUAAAAAAGAUCCGAUGUCCCUUUGGGCAGGAGAGCGUGUCGCAGGCGCUGAAAGAGGUCGAGGCGUACAGCCUAUUUACCCCUCAUCCGAAUAUUAUACGUGCGAUUGAUCAUGCGGUGGAGAGCGAUAGGGGAGGCGAUGCGGGGAGUAAGACGGUGUAUAUCUUGCUGCCGUAUUACAGGAGGGGGAAUUUGCAGGAUGCUAUCAAUGCCAAUCUUGUCAAUCGGGCGCGAUUCCCCGAACGAAGGCUGAUGGUGCUGUUCCUGGGGGUCUGCAGAGCUUUGAAGGCAAUGCAUCAGUACACUGUCAAGGGGGCGCCGGGAGGCGAGGCAGCGAGGAAGAAGGCGAAGCAAGUACGGCAAGAAGCGGCCGAGGCGGACCGCGAGGCGGAGGAGGAGGUCGUCCAAGCUAACACACGUCGGAAGAGAAGAGAUAGAGAAGAUGAGACGGCGGAGCAAGAUCCACUCAUGGAAGGCGAAGUCAUGGCCGCGCAAGAAGGGAUUGCCGAAGGGGAGCCCCGAUCGUAUGCGCAUCGCGAUAUCAAGCCCGGCAACAUCAUGAUCUCGGACACUGGCGUGCAGCCCAUCGUCAUGGACCUUGGAUCGCUGGCGCCAGCUCCCACACCCAUCACGAGUCGAGCAAUGGCGCUGCAAGUGCAAGACCAAGCAGCCGAGCACAGCACCAUGCCAUACCGAGCGCCCGAGCUAUUCGACGUUAAGACCGGAACCGUCAUCGACGCCAAAGUCGACAUCUGGUCACUUGGCUGCACGCUCUACGCCUGCCUCGUCGGCAAGUCACCCUUCGAAGCGCGGUCAGAGGAAACAGGAGGCAGUUUGUCGCUCUGCGUUCUCGGUGGAGACUGGAGAUUCCCUGACGAAGGACCUGCAGAAGCGAAGCGCGGCAAGCAGAGAGUGGUCGAUGCGGAGGAAGCUGCCAACAAGCCCAAGGAGGAGGUCAUUAGCGAAAAUGUCAAGGAGAUCGUACGCAUGUGCCUGCAAGUCGAGCCGAGCGAGCGGCCGGAUAUCGACCAGCUGAUUGCUAGAGUGGAGGAAGUGAUUGGCCAGUUGCCGGACGAUGGUGACGCCGCACUGGACAUGGAUUGAGCAUCAGGUAGCGAUUGGAACCUACACUAAUGUGGACAAACGAGAUCGUAUCUGUAUGAAACUACCC